AUGGAGCCUCACAAUAUACCUGCGGAUACGUCACCACCAUCAACAAUCCCCUUUAGAGAAAGCGAUUCAGUGCAUCAUGAGGCGGGAACACCACGAACUUCCCAAUCCGUGUGGUCUCAGGGUAAUGAUGCGUCUGCUCAUUUGAAAACGCAAAAUGAGUACCGCAUCAAGGUCAAACAGCGUCAACAAAUUCUGGAUAGAAUCAACAUCGAACGCAUACUUCCGCAUCUUAGCAGUAUUUCCGUGCACGAGCUCGAGGCAAAAUUGUCGGUACUGGAACGUCAGUACGAAUCAUUUCACCAUCUACAAUCAGAAUUGGAGCUAAUGAACGAUGAAGAACUCAAUCAACCACAUCGGGAUACAUUCGAUGAAUCCUUUUGUGCAGCGAAGGCAAUCAUAGUGCAGCGCAUAAAUGUGCUUAACCCCGCACGCCGAGAAACUAUAUUCAACAGCACAGCGAUUGCAUCUCCGUCACAUCGAGUCAACCUUCCGAAACUUCAACUCACGAAAUUCAAAGGUCAUCAUCGAAAUUGGAUGGAUUUUUACAACAUGUUUUUAGCGCUCGUUCACAACAACAGCCAAUUAGCAAACAUCGAGAAGUUUCAGUACCUCCGAUCAUGUCUCGUCGACUCAGCAGCUAGCCUCAUACAAUCGUUUGAGGUGACCGAUGAAAAUUAUAUCAAGGCGUUGGAUCUGUUACGGUCUAGAUAUGGAAACAAGCGGCUAAUUUUCCAAGCUCAUAUCCAACAUAUUUUCGAAGCACAGGGAGAAACAAGGCUGAAUGCAUCAUCGAUGAGGGCGUUCAUAGACGUCGUCAAUACCAACUUACGAGCGGUGCAAUCACUAGCUUCAAAUCAGCAAGUAUCAGAUGGCAUACUCUUGCAUCUGGUAUCCUCAAAGCUCAAUACAGACACGAAGGCCAAGUGGGAGAAAGAGGUUACCCACUUGUUUGAUCAGCGAUCAACUGCCAUGAGUUUUCAACUGCCCACUCGGGAGGACUUAGCAAAAUUCUUAGAACGUCGUUGUCAAAUUGCAGAUAUUUUGGAAGCCGGGUAG
This is a messenger RNA of Anastrepha obliqua, 1056 nucleotides long. RefSeq lists its product as uncharacterized. The record is from RefSeq and is a predicted model, not a curated record. The transcript has a single exon. Bases 1 to 1056 code for a protein of 351 amino acids. Lineage: Eukaryota; Metazoa; Arthropoda; Insecta; Diptera; Tephritidae.